Labrus mixtus (cuckoo wrasse) is the source of this 3374-nucleotide messenger RNA. Its product is annotated as rabphilin-3A-like. The transcript has 18 exons. Gene Ontology annotation, molecular function: small GTPase binding. The coding region runs from base 297 to 2174 and encodes 625 amino acids. Gene Ontology annotation, cellular component: membrane. The record is from RefSeq and is a predicted model, not a curated record. Gene Ontology annotation, biological process: intracellular protein transport. Lineage: Eukaryota; Metazoa; Chordata; Actinopteri; Labriformes; Labridae.
UCCAGGGGUUUCCUUCCCAGGGUACCAAGGGCUUUCCAUGCUCACGCAGAAGAGGAGACAAGUUCCCACGCAUUGUGGAGGUCCGCUGUGCAUCUUGCAACACAGACUAGGCUACUCCGCAGGGCAAAAAAAAUAAAAUUCAAAUAAAAGCUCUGGUGCCAGGCGCCAUGCCCAAUGACUGACUCUGUGGUCGUAUCCAAGUGCUGCACAGAAAUUUAGUCCGCAUCAUUCCCUGACAGCUCCCCGAGAGAGAGAGAGAGAGAGGGAGACAAGCAGUGCUGGAUUCUCAGCACAGCAUGACUGACACAGUGAUGAGCAGCAGUUCAGAUCGCUGGGGGUCCAACGACAGGCAGAGAAACAUGCAUGCCAGUGAUAAAGAACAGGGUACCUGGACCGUGCAACAGGGUCCUGGUUCUGGUCCAGACCUGACAGAUGAAGAAAAGGAGAUCAUAAACAGUGUGAUCGCUCGAGCUGAAAAAAUGGAGGCCAUGGAGCAGGAAAGAAUUGGGCGCUUAAUAAACCGUCUAGACGACAUGAAGAAGACUGUAGCAGGGGACGGACUGUCCCGCUGUUUGCUGUGUGGGGAGCAGUUUGGCUCACCCGGUGUCAGCUCAGUGGUGUGUGAGGACUGCAAAAAGAAUAUGUGUACCAAGUGUGGUACACAGUGUAGCAGUAAACCACGUGCUGUGUGGCUAUGCAAGAUCUGCAGAGAACAGCGAGAGGUGUGGAAGAGGUCUGGUGCCUGGUUCUUCAAAGGUUUCCCUAAGCAUUUCCUGCCGUCGCCUAUGCCAUUAUCUAAGCAAAAAGAGACACGUACCCAAGAGGCAGCGGAGCCCCAGGGACCACCUGCCUCCAAGACCCGAGAGGCAACAAGCCAACCUCAAGCACCAGGACCAGAGCAGCAGGGCCGUGCUGGUUACCCACCUGUGGCCCCUAAACCAUCAGUUGGACGCAUGGCCACGGGUGGGGCUGGCCCUGAAGAGGCAGGGCAGGGCAGCCCGGUGGUGAUGAAGAAGAUGGUGCCAGUGCAGAGCUCCAGACCUCAGCCUGCUGCAUCAUCUAGCAUGGCCCAGCAGGGACCAGUGGCAGGAGAUGGAGGGUCCUACUCCUCUGGUGCAGUUCCUCAAGAGCAGAGAGCGCCCCCUGCAGUCAGAGAUGACAGGAGGCAGGCCGCCGCCUACAGUGCUCCUCCCACACGUCAGCAACCUCCCCAAGCUGAGGAGGAGGAAGAAACAAACGACUAUGACUCUGAUGAAGCUACCACUCUGGGCUCUCUAGAGUUCAGUCUGCACUAUGAACAGGAGAGCAACAGCCUCAUCUGUAGUAUCCUCAAAGCAAAGGGACUGAAGCCCAUGGACUCAAAUGGACUGGCAGAUCCUUAUGUGAAGCUUCAUCUGCUGCCAGGGGCUAGUAAGUCUAACAAACUGCGCACAAAAACCCUGAGAAACACCCGCAACCCUGCGUGGAAUGAGACGCUCACCUACCACGGCUUGACAGAUGAGGACAUGCAGCGUAAAACCCUCAGGCUCUCCGUCUGUGAUGAAGAUAAGUUUGGGCAUAAUGAGUUUAUUGGGGAAACCCGAGUGGCGCUGAAGAAACUGAAGAUGAACCAGAAGAAAAACUUCAACGUGUGUCUCGAGAGAGUUGUCCCUACGAAGAGGACUGCAACAGCCGGGGGAGCCAGAGGCAUCGCUCUCUAUGAGGAUGAGACAGGGAAGGAGGGCGGAGAGGUGGAGGAGCGCGGGCGGAUUCUGAUGUCCCUCAUGUACAGUACCCAGACCAACCGUCUCGUCGUGGGUGUUGUGCGCUGCGUUCAUCUAGCUGCAAUGGACGCUAACGGCUACUCUGACCCAUAUGUUAAAAUAUGCCUGAAACCUGACAUGGGGAAGAAGGGAAAGAGCAAAACACAAAUCAAGAAGAGGACUCUGAACCCAGAAUAUAAUGAGGAAUUCAGUUACGACAUCAAACACAGCGAUCUGGCCAAGAAGACUUUAGACAUCUCCGUGUGGGAUUACGAUAUUGGGAAGUCCAAUGACUACAUUGGUGGCUGUCAGCUGGGUAUCACUGCCAAAGGAGAGCAGCUGAAGCACUGGUACGAGUGUUUAAAGAACAAGGACAAGAGGAUCGAGCGCUGGCACACCUUGUAUAACGAGAAUCACACUGCUAGUGAUUAACCACAUACCACAGCAUGAGCUAAAACCUUGCCUCCCUACUUGGUUUGCAUUCAUAUCUUAUUGCACUUUUCUUCUGUUUUGUCUAUACUUUCACUCUCUGACCAUCACAGAGGCUUACUUGCAUCCUUACCCCCCCCCCCCCCCCCCGGUUGUGUAUACUCUUCUUUCCUGUCCUCUUAUUAACAGUUUCUCUGCCUGUGCUGAUAAUUAAUCUGCCUCUCAGACAAAUCACAGCAUCAAAGAACUAGAAAUGUCACAAACACACAUGUCAAUGAAGAGCUACACACAGACCAAUCAUGCCUCCAUGAUGUUGUGUAGCGUACUGAACUUGACACGUUCUUUGCUUAAGAAAAUAAAGUUGAAUAAUUGCACUGGCACAGAACAAGAAUAGCAAUAUGUUAUGGCAUAUGAGGUCAAAAUCAAUGUUUAAAGACAUAAAAGCUUUGAUUGAUGCUUAAGUUUUAUUAGACUGUAAGGGUUUUUUAUUUUUUCUUCUAAUUUGUCACGUGAUGACAUCAUGCUGUAGUGUACUUGAACUGUAUUCGCAUGCCAAGCCCCAGAUGUAAGGAAACAUGCAGCUGCACCUUCAAAUAUUUCACCUGUGCCCACUGUCCUCAGCAUUUUGUAUAUUCCCAUGAAGAAAUGUUUACAUACUGAUACAUUGCUCAGGUUAGGAUAGACAUCUGAUAUACAGAUGAGUCAUAAGUCAGUGGACCAUGAGCUAGAUGAUUCUUUCAUCGGUUGCUGUUAAUUUGUGAUUUAGAAUGAUGGCACACUUAGUUGAUUAGAAGUUUUUAUGUAUGCUUAGGUCAAGCUGUGAGAUUUGAUUUGUAGAAAGUUAACUGUGAUCAGAAUUGGCAGGAAAAGGGCGUUUCCUCCUGCUACCUCUGCUCUUCUGAAGCUUGUGGUUCACUCUGACACCUCAAAGGAUUUCUACAGUUGUGUUUACAAAGAAUGCACACGGUCUGAACUCUUAGAGAUUCCCCUUUCCAAGGAGAAAGGGUGGUAUGGGUUAUGUCAAAAGUAUGUGCAGCUUUACCUGCAUGCACUGUGCUCGUGACUCUGGUGUGCCUGGGGCAUGGCCCGCUUUCACCCCAACGCACCAUAUUGCACAAAGCAGGGCUCUUUCUCCUGUGCCACGCCCCAAUCAUAAGAGGCUUUAGUGUGUGUUAGUUUAUUGAUCACAGCAAAAGAAGGAAA